AUGGAGGACACCUUCUUCAAACUAAAAAUGAAGAAUAAGGACAAGUCGAUUGGGACUCCUCCUCCAAUGAGCACGGAGUUUAGCUUUAAUCCAAUGAUCAAGAAAUCAGGAGUAGAAACCAAAGCAACUGAAAAUGGCACGGAUGAUGCCUCUACUUCUCUAUAAUUCAAAUCAAGCAUACACAAGAUAAUCAACCCAAGGAUGCAAACAUUAGGUGGAGAUUAACCUAAUAAAGAAAACGAAAAUUUCAGUGCAUACAGAAAGAACAAACUGAGAUUUGGCAAAGACACUGUGCAUGAAAUCGGCUACACAUCAAAGACUCUGACUGAUUGGCAGGAGUCUAAAACCUAUCAGCAAGAUGCUUCUCCCUAUAUCCUUAAAGAUUUCAACCUAGCUUAAGAUUCUGAGAGCACUAAAGUUACUGCAAAUUUUGGCUUUGGUGGUGAAAGUAGUCGAAGAUAGUAAAUGCAAGGACUUAUAUCUACAAAACGACUUUUAAACAGAGAUUCAUUAGGUAAGCAUCAAAGUAGGAGUCCUCUUCUACAUAAUUCAAGAUUGCAUUAACAGUAAGAUCUGUAAGAGUAAAAGAGAUCAAUUGAAGAUUAUAAGUUUGAUGAUUCCAGAAAGCAAGCUAAUAGUAAGAAGCAGAGAAUGUAAGAGAGCUUAAAAGACUAUUAAUAGUUUGUGAGCUUGAUUAUAGUCGGGGUCCCUCAUCAUAACCACAAAUAGUUCAUCCUUAAAUAUUUAAUUGACUUUGGCUAUAUAGCAAAUUUCAACAAAGUGCAUUACAUGGCGUUUUCGGAUAAGAGUAAUUGGCUGGCUUUAGUAGUAGAGAAUGAUUAUGAAUUCCUCGAGAUUUUGACAAAGAUUGAUUAAAAAUGCAUUCACAGCAAUAAUAGCAUUAUGAUUACUGUUUAGAGAAUUCAGACUAUGCAGUUGAUGUUUAUCUGUGAAAAUGAAAAUUAGCAGUCACAUCUAAGAAUAUAUGAAUAGAAUGAUAUCAACUAAUUUUUGGGGUAUAGAGUUAUCAAAGAAGCAGAUUCUCAGUAAAAUAUAUCAAAAUUAAGAGAGAUUAGAGAAGAUGAAGAUGAGAAUAGCAGUUUAAUGAAUUCCUAGUUGAAGUCUAGAAGGUAUAGUUCUAUUAAUAAUCUUAGUGUUAUUAAGAAUAGAGAGGAGUAACCCGAGGAAAGAUAAUUCUGGGUAUAUAACAAUAGAUGGAACAUUUGCGAUAAACUUAAGUAGAUUAUUAAUAGGUAUUUCAAGAUUUUAUGA
Stylonychia lemnae is the source of this 1272-nucleotide messenger RNA. The record is from the annotation of a GenBank genome assembly. Lineage: Eukaryota; Ciliophora; Spirotrichea; Sporadotrichida; Oxytrichidae.